UAAAGAGUUGUCGGCGCACUUGUUGAAAGCGACAACAAAAAUAGCAACAAUACCAAAGAUAUGAGUGCAGUUGGCGGCAUAAAGUGGUCAAAGGCAAAUGGCAACACUAAUUUAGUAGCAGUUUACUUGUUGUGUUUUUGUUGUUGUUUGCUUUUGUAGUUGUGUUAUUUGCUUGUUAUUGUAUCAUAAAUUUUUUUCUCAAUUAUUUGUGUCGUUUGUUAUACAAAACUCAACCGCUGCCGAAGAUGUUUUUGUCAUCGUCGUUUGUGUUGUUGUUGGCGUCGUCGUAGCAGUCGUAAUCGUAAUCGUUACCGUUGCCGUUGGUGUGUGGCAUGCGACGAUGACUAUGGGAGAAUCCGCUGCCGCCACAGCCGCUCGACACACUAUCGCAUUUGGGUAGCAUUCAAUGCCGCCGCCGCCGCCGCUGCCGCUGCCACCACUACCACUACUACUACUACCAACACAGCAUUGUGGCGAAUGUUUAUAGAUUUUCAGUCGAAUUUUGUUAUUUCACGUACAAAGUGGCGCGCGCGGGCCGCCGCUCUAGCAAAUUAAAUGAAAUCAAAUCGUGACGUUUCUUAUAACGAAUAAAUUGUGUCGAAAAUUGUAACAACAAAAAUAAUAAAAACAACAACAACAAAACAUAUUAAGGCAUAUAAUUCACUAGGUGUUUAGUGUAAAUCGUAUGGAAGCGUGCUAGUGGCAAGCAAGUGAAACAAGUGAUGUGAUGCUAUGAAAGCGCUAAUAAAUGCGUAAAUUGUCUGCCAUACUCACUAAAACAAAAUAAAUAAUUAAUACAAAAUAAACACGCAAUAAACAGCAUUUGUAAAUAUAAAACGGAAAAAAUUGCCGCGCAGCCUUGCGUGAAGAAAAACAACACAAACUAUUAUUUGUAACAGCAAAAAGGUGAAAUAAACGCAUUGCGAACGCUAAUUAAAACACAUUAAUCAAGUGCGGCACAGGGAAAAAAUACCGUUAUUGUAAAUUUGCUACAAAUAACGUGGCAGCGUACAGCGAAACGCGUUGCAUUCAUCACGCAUGCGCAUGCGCCAUCAACACUCUAAUACAAAGCGUGCAACAACUGUUGUUGUUGAACGGCUGCAUUUGGCAGUGAAAGAGCAGCAGCAGCAACACUAGUGGGAGCUAUAACCACAGCAACAUUGCCCACAUAUACUAGUGUUUAUCGCACGCGUGCGCAUACUUCGGCCCUCGCGCUCAUUUGCGCUGCUCACGGCACUCUCCCGUCGUUUAGUGCACUUUUGCUGUUCUUAGUUAAUCGUAAAGAGUUGCCAGCUGUUCAACGCCGCUGCAACUGGUAAAAUUUGCAGUUUUACUUAUCAUCGCUUCGUCCGGCGUUUGCAAACCAAAGCCUCAAAGUGGAUUUAACAAAUUAUAAUAAAUUGCUGCAAUCCAGCAAUCAAUAUUUGCGGCCAGAUUAUCUGGCCGCACCGAAUGCGGUGAGUUUUGUAUUACAACCAUGAAUUGGUCAAAUGCUUAUUCUGCUGGACGCCAAAAGCAGCCCGCUAGCUUUGCUGGCGCAGACGUGUAGCGCAAUCGGUGCGGACACAACCAAUCCCAAAUUGCUUGCUGCCAAUAUUGAGAAAUCAACCAAAUCUACAUUGAAGUCCAGCGGUGCUGAUGGACGCGAUAAAUCUUCGCCAGUGAGCAGUCAAUCAUCGUCCGUAUCAACCGGGUCCGUCGAACACAUCAAGUCCAGCUUUAAGCCGUAUGAGUCGAAUAAUAAUUUAACCAACAAUAACCAUAUGCGAGAGAGACUUGAAGCAGAAACGGAGCGCGCCACCAAUCUAAGUACGAGCGCGUCAGCGAACAAUUCAAAUCUCAUCGGUAAUGGCGGCCGAGUGCGUACACCAAAGAGUAAUGGCAGCGGUGGCAUAAUGCUAUUGAAUGGCCAACAGCAUGCAGCACAACUGCAGCAGCAACAACGUUGUGAUUCAAACCAAAGUGCCACCUCACAACGAGACUCGCCAGCGACUGGCAUCAAUGGUUUGCGAAAGAGUUCACCAAUAGGUACGGCUAGCGCAGUUAUGGAUCUGCAGCAACGCAUUAGUAAUAGUAGUAGUCCACAACAACGCGCGUCAUCUAAAGAAUCGGCAGCGUUAAGUCAUAGUAUCAGUAGCGCACAGAUUAGUCCUAGCGCUGCGGCUGCGGCAGCUGCUGCCAGCCAUUCACGUCUGCAGUCCGCUACCGACUCUGCUAUAGCUGCAGCCAAAGAGGCGAACUAUGUGAAGGCAUUGCAUGCUGCAGCCGCAGCGGCGGGCGUGCCCACAACGAGCGCGGGUUCGCUGCCAGGAAGUGCCGCUUACUAUGCUGGCUAUCCGGGUGGCAAUCCAACGAGUGGCUUGUCUUAUCCCAUGGACGUAAUGACUGCUAGUGCGCUCAUGUCACAACAUCAUCCGAUGUUCAAGGCGGCCGCAAUGCAUCCCUACUUGAAUUACGCGCGUCUGAAGGGCAUCGAUCCGGCCGCUUUGAUGACACCGAAUAUCUGUCGGGAUCCCUACUGCACCGGCUGUCCAUCCUCGCCACAUUUUCUCAACAAAGCCGCUGGCCAACCAUGCCCGGCUGGUUGUCCACAGUGUGAGAGUAACGCCGGCAAAUCAUCGUCGCUGGGUGGUGGUGGUUCUUCGGCAGCAGCUGCAGUCGCCGCAGCGGCUGCCUCAUCAUAUCAUGCACAAUUGGCUGCGCUGGCCGCCGCCUCACAAAUGCCGUACGUUUGUUCGUGGAUCAGCGCGGACGCGGCGUACUGUGGCAAGCGUUUCGGCACGUCCGAUGAACUGUUCCAACACUUGCGUACGCAUACCGCAUCGCUGCCUGAUUCAGUGCUGAGCGCUGCUGCAGCAGGCGGCAUACCACCAACGCAUCCACUCUUUCAGCGCACCUACCCAACGCCACCAUUGAGUCCCCUCUCUGCGGCACGCUAUCAUCCUUACGGCAAACCCUCCAUGCUGCCGCCACCGCUAGCUUCGGCACCUGGCGCUUUGAGUGGCCUGCCAAUGCCGCCACAUGCGGCGCUAGCGCAAUACUUCGCGCCCUAUUCUCUAUACGGACCGCCGCGCAUGGGUUCGUCCCAUCCAUAGUAGGAGGCCGUUAGCGGAAGAACGCGCGAAGUCUACAGAACGCAUUUGAAGUAAGUGGGCAGGUUUUGCUGAAUGUAUCACAUAUUCUUAAUAACUUCAGUCAAUUUUGACAUUGAAUGUCCUCACGCUGAUAAUUCCUCAAACCGGAGGGAAAUAUUGUAAAUGUAAAUGGCGCGAUUCAUAAGCCGCCUAAAGUACUAGUGAUGUAAUUUAUGGUACGUGUGUUAUGUAUGCACAUAUGUAUAUGUACAUAUGUAUAAAAUAGAGCAUGCUAAUAUUUGUACUGCAUGUAAUUA
This is a messenger RNA of Zeugodacus cucurbitae (melon fly), 3391 nucleotides long. RefSeq names its product zinc finger protein Elbow (gene elB). Gene Ontology annotation, cellular component: nucleus. Gene Ontology annotation, biological process: negative regulation of DNA-templated transcription. Bases 1491 to 3095 code for a protein of 534 amino acids. The transcript is spliced from 4 exons. The record is from RefSeq and is a predicted model, not a curated record. Lineage: Eukaryota; Metazoa; Arthropoda; Insecta; Diptera; Tephritidae.